This is a messenger RNA of Parascedosporium putredinis, 894 nucleotides long. The record is from the annotation of a GenBank genome assembly. NCBI's taxonomy places the organism in Eukaryota, Fungi, Ascomycota, Sordariomycetes, Microascales, Microascaceae.
AUGGCAGGUUCUUCGCAACUGCUACCCGAGACUAUGAAGUCGUGGGUAGUGGUGAAAACGAUACUUGCAGUUUAUGAAAAGAUUCCCACCCUCCUUCCUUUUCGCCGACGGCCCAUCCCGGGCUUGGACUUUUGUGGAGAGGUUGUAGCGCUCGGCCCUUCCGCGGCAGCCGUUGCAGCCGCGAACGGGUUAGAAGUCGGCACGGUCGUGUGUGGCGCCAUCCCCGCCUCCAGCAUCGCUAUUGGCGUUGGUUCGUUCGUUCAAUAUCUCGCUGUCGCAGCUGACAUCCUUGUGCCGAAGCCUGUGAACCUGUCUGAGCCCGAGAGCGCGGGCCUGGGUAUUGCAGGCCAAACUGCCGUGCUUGUGAUGAAAGAAGCAGCAAUAGAACCAGGCAAUCGGGUAUUGAUCAACGGCGCUAGUGGUGGUGUUGGCACCCUACUUUGCCAGAUGGUAGCUGCUCAGGGAGGCCGCGUUACGGCGAUAUGCUCGGGACCCAAUGCGGGACUUGUCAAGAGACUAGGGGCGGUCGAGGUUAUCGACUACACGCUAAACAGCCCCGUCUACUAUCAUCUUGAGACAGAGUAUGGAGACAAUCCAUUCGACGUCAUAAUUGACUGCGUCGGCAACCAGUUUCUUUAUGAUAUGUGUGAAGCAUAUCUCAAACCCACGGGGAUAUUCCUCAACAUCGUCGGUGGAGCUAGUGAAGGGUACAAGAUACUAGCCCUAAUGCCGAGCGGCCAGCUCCAGCGUGAAAUCGUCCGUUAUGUGAACGAAGGCCUUGUGAAAGAGGUCGUCAUCGAUUCCGAGUAUGAAUAUGCAGACGCCAUCAAGGCUUAUGAAAAGCUUGAAACGAAGAGAGCCAAGGGCAAGAUUAUUCUCAAGGUGGCGGUUUAA